Molecule: messenger RNA, 1914 nt
Organism: Megalops cyprinoides (Indo-Pacific tarpon)
Lineage: Eukaryota; Metazoa; Chordata; Actinopteri; Elopiformes; Megalopidae
Exons: 2
Coding region: 6-617 (203 amino acids)
Biological process (GO): regulation of transcription by RNA polymerase II
Cellular component (GO): nucleus; transcription regulator complex
Molecular function (GO): DNA binding
Source: RefSeq, a predicted model, not a curated record
UGGUGAUGGAGGAAAGGCUAAUAACUGCGGUGUCGGUUCACCCAGAGUUGUACAACUCAACUUUGAGUUCCUACAAAGACUUAGACAAGAAGGCUGCGGCGUGGAGGGCCGUGAGCCUGCAAGUGGAUUUACCGGAAGAAGAUUGUCGAAAGAAAUGGAAGAGUCUGAGAGACGGUUUUAUUAAAGACAAGCGCUCAGAGGAGAGGAGGCUGGCGUCGGGGGGAACCCACCGCUGCUGGAAGUACAGCCGGCAUAUGGCCUUCCUGACGCCCUUCAUACAGUCCAGGACCUCAGCCUCCAGCUCCGUUGCGGAGGAGCUGUGCGAUGGGCGGGACUGGGAGGGGGAGGGUGAGGUCAACAGCCACCCAGUGGCUAUGCUCCACGGGAGGGAGGCGGAGCUCAGCGACACAGACACGCCCCCUCGUUUCCACGCUGGCUCGCCCAUGCUCAAACGGACACGGUGGCAAGGGGAGGGGCUGGAGGGUACGGAGGAUGAGCUCUUCCUCAUGAGUCUCCUUCCUCAUCUGAAGAGGCUACCGUACGAAAAGAAGUGCGCCGUUAAACUCAAAUUUCACCAGCUCCUGUACGAGGCCGAGUUUCACAAAGUUUGUGAAUAAUAUGUUUUAUCUUUUGUAUCCAUGGAUUAAACAAGGGUCUUUUUUUAAAAUACACCCUGAACAGUCUCAAGCUCCUAUACAGCAAUGGAUUUUUCUGGACUGUCAUGCAUUUGAAGGCUACACAUGAAGACUGCACAGUUGAGAGGACUCACUGACCCUCCCCACCCACUUAGUAUCUAGUAACUGAACUGUGAAAUUGCACUAGCUUCAUACAUGAGGUAUAGGUGGACUUUUAGAUGUUGGAUUUUUUUGAUGGAAUUAUUUCUGUAAACAAAACUGUGUGACUUUAUCUCUAAACCCCUAUAUGUACACAGUCUAACUCAGCAGCAAAUACUUAUGACAGUUAGAUCUUGAUUGGUAUGAUUUGUUAAUAUCAGAUACACGAGUUAUCCUACUAAUCUGUGUUUAGAUUUGAAAGAUUAAACUGAGGUGACGUCAAUUGAAAAUGAGAGAACGAAAGUCAUUUAAAAAUCAGGUAGUUUAGUUCAGGCUCAUGGCAACUUGUACAUUGUACCCAUAUUUAGAAAACUGAUGCGUUCUUCCUAGGUUUUGACUUAAAGUGAGCAAUCUGAAUGUGUACCCUCCCAGCUGUAAUGCUUUGUGAGUUAAAGGAACAGAGAGGGAUAUGUCUGAAAGUCUGUUACUUAUGAGAACUGUAAGUAACAAUUCUGUUUUCUGUAGCCGCCUAGCUAUCAGUCAUGGCCGGCCAUUAUAUUAGCCUAUGGCUAGACCACUCCUGUAAUGCAGAAAGUAUCUAAUGAUCUAAACAGCUCCUGACUCUCACUGCACCAUUAAGGUAUUUGAUACGCAUGAGAACAUAUUAAGUACCACUGGAACAAAAGCAUUUGUGGGAAAUGCACCUGCUCUUAAUAGAAGAGGCAGGUGGGUUACAGUAAAGACUUAUUUUAAGACAUGAGAUAAGAUAUGCUUUUAUUGUCUAUUACCAUGGAAGUACUUUGGUUUUAUUAAUGCAACAACACCGUGAAGUAGAGAAGAGAAGAAGGUCAGUACAAUAGAUUGUAGUACAUACAUACUACUAUCUUCAAUGCCAGGUACAAUUUCUAUCCAUGUUGCCUUCAUUCAAACUUUAGUAGUAGUAGUCACUCAUCUGCUUGGCACCAGUGUAGUCAUACACAUGUGUACACACACACACCUGUACACACUCACCUGUCCACAUACAUGUGCAUACUGAAGGUAAAAAGUUGCUCCCCCUCCUGAAAUUGAGAAGCAUAAGUUUUGUCUCCACAUUACCCUCACUUCAUUUAUAGUAGUUAAUGAUGACAGAUCAAAAGAAGUU